Chenopodium quinoa (quinoa) is the source of this 1606-nucleotide messenger RNA. RefSeq names its product fatty alcohol:caffeoyl-CoA acyltransferase-like. Bases 85 to 1455 code for a protein of 456 amino acids. The record is from RefSeq and is a predicted model, not a curated record. The transcript has a single exon. Gene Ontology annotation, molecular function: acyltransferase activity, transferring groups other than amino-acyl groups. NCBI's taxonomy places the organism in Eukaryota, Viridiplantae, Streptophyta, Magnoliopsida, Caryophyllales, Amaranthaceae.
UUGCAUGUACAACCGAAGAUUUUUCCGAUUGUAUAUUUCUAUAAAAACAAGCUCAUAAUAAUAGUAUUAAUUCAUUGAAUUUUCAUGGCUUCCGUGAUGGAAGAUAUACAAUUUCCCCACCUUUCCAUCCCUGCAACUAUCAAACACAAGGAGGCAGUGCUUCCUGCAGGCCCAAUCCCUGUCAAUCAUGGAGAGACUCUCUAUCUCUCCAACUUAGAUGACAUAAUUGGUUGUCGGGUUUUUACCCCUACUGUGUAUUUUUACCACUCAACUCCAUCCAUGAGCAAGAAUGUGGUAGAGAAACUACGCGAUGCUCUGGCUCUUGUUUUAGUCCCCUAUUAUCCUUUCUCAGGGAGGAUUAGGGAGACUAGCAAUGGGAAAUUAGAGAUAUUUUUCGGGCCUAACCAAGGUGCUCUUAUAGUUGAAGCUCACUCAUCGAUAGCCUUAGCUGACCUAGGGGACUUGUCGACCCCAAAUCCUUCAUGGUCACCGUUGAUAUACAGAUUUCCUAAUGAGGAGCCAUACAAAGUUGUUGACAUGCCUCUGUUAAUAGCUCAAGUGACUUAUUUUAGCGAUGGAGGCUUUAGCCUUGGUUUGAGAAUGUGUCACUGCCUUUGUGAUGGCAUAGGUGCUAUGCAAUUCUUCAAUGCUUGGGCUACCACGGCUAGAGUAGGAACUUUAGUCGCUUCUCCUAAACCAUGCUGGGACCGAGAAUAUUUCCUUCCUCGAGAUCCACCACUCAUAAACUAUCCACACAUUGAGUUCAUGAGUGUUGUGGAUGAAUCGAGCCUAACAAGGUCGCUGUGGGAAGUGAAGCCGGUACAAAAAUGUUAUAAAGUCACCAAAGAGUUCCAAGAACAAGUCAAGUCCUUGGCUCAAGAAACCAAUAAAGAUACUAAUUACACUGCAUUUGAUGCUAUGGCUGCUCAUGUGUGGAGGUCAUGGGUGAAAGCUCUGGAUGUGAAGCCAUUAGACUAUGAGCUACGCCUCACUUUCACAGUCAACACCCGCCACAUGCUCAAGGACCCGCCAUUGAAGGAUGGAUUCUAUGGAAAUGCAGUGUGUAUUGCUUGUGCCACGAGCAAAGUUGAAGAGUUUAUCGAUCACCCACUCCCUUGGACAGCUGACUUGGUUCACAGAGCAAGGCUUAGUGUUAAUGAGGAUUAUGUGAGGUCCACAGUGGACUAUGUCGAGGUUAGAAGGCCUAAGACGCUUGAGUUUGGAGGAAAGUUGACAAUAACACAAUGGACAAGGUUUCUACUCUAUGAAUCAGCUGAUUUUGGAUGGGGAAUACCUGCUUAUGCUGGACCUAUUGACUUAACACCAACUCCUCAAGUUUGUGUGUUUCUUCCUGAAGGUGGGAUUAAUGCUGAUGGCAUGCUAGUUUGCCUUUGCUUGCCAGAGACUGCCUGUAAGAGGUUCGAAGAGCUUUUCUGCCUCGUUGACAAAGCCUAGAUCGAGAUUGAUGAAGUAACACUAUAUACACUCUACUGUAUUAGCAAUAUAAAGAGAAUAUUUAUAGUUUGUUUGCUUGACCUUGCAUUGUCUUAAGAAAAUGUAUAAGUUGCCUCCUACCAAAAAGUAAAUGUAAAAGUUGUUAUUUCAG